AUGGGCGCCGGUCCGAGAUUCCCUUACCCCAAGGAGGUGUGGUCGCCCGCAGGUGGCUGGUGGACGCGCCCCAAGAACUGGGUGUCGAACACGACCGUCUGCGCCGUCGGCAUCGCCGUCGCCACGUACGGAGUAUGGACCUACAGCGCUGACCGCGAGUGGCGACACAACCCACCAACAAAGCCCAUCCCGUCCAUGGCUUGGGCCAAGCAGUUCAAAGACGGCGAUAUGACCGUCAAGGAGCCCUAG
Messenger RNA from Pseudozyma flocculosa PF-1, 249 nucleotides. RefSeq lists its product as uncharacterized. The coding region runs from base 1 to 249 and encodes 82 amino acids. NCBI's taxonomy places the organism in Eukaryota, Fungi, Basidiomycota, Ustilaginomycetes, Ustilaginales, Ustilaginaceae. The record is from RefSeq and is a predicted model, not a curated record. The transcript has 6 exons.